UAUUGUAACUAAAUUAUCUACAUUUAGAUCUUAGAACAGUAUAAAAAUUCUUUUUGUUAAAAUGGUUAGCCGUGGCGCAAAAUUUACCGGCAUUUGUAUUGCCAUUUACUUGGUAUAUGCCAUAUUUGUGUUUUUUAUAUUACCCUUCAUGCUGCCGAGUCCAGUAGACAUGGUACGCUCUAUAGUGACAAGACAGACUGCUCAUUUGGGCGAUCUGAGAAACUAUACGUUGGAGACGGGCGGCAAUCCCAAGCGUUCGUUGCUUGUCAUGUACAGGGGCUCAGGUGCCCUCAGUUUGCUGGAUGCAUUGACACGUCAAGCAGGUGGCUAUCAUCAUUUUGCGCCAUUGGUAGCGUAUAAUGAUCGUUUAACGGAAAAGCAGGAUAUAGACCUCGGCUUGGAGCAUUUGGUAUCCCUUUUUAACUGCGAUUAUUCUCACGCAAGGGAUAUGCUUUAUUACGCGAAGAGAACGCCAUUAUACAAACAUUUUUACGGUGUACAGUGGGAGAUAUGCCAGGCCUACUCUAAUGAGGUCUGCUGGAAUCCUGACACCAUGUCCAAGAUCUGCAAGCUCUUUCCAUUCAUCAACAUGUCUGUGUACAAUUUGAGACUUCAGUUUAUUGCCGCAUUGCUAAAGCGCAAGGAUUUGAAUGUCAAUAUUGUGUUACUGAUACGUGAUCCUCGGGAUAUAAUAAACUCGCGUGCCAACCGUGUCUGGUGUAGUCGAAAUGUGAAUUGCACUCAGCCGCAUCAUCUCUGUGAAAAUAUGGUGAUGGAUCACAUGUAUGCCAUGCAUCUGCAAAACGAGUUCCCCCAACGCUUUAGAGUCGUUUACUACGAGGAUAUGGCGCAACAUCCCCAAGCAGCACUUCGAAAAAUCUUUGACUUUUUCGGUUUGCCUAUUGUGUUUACCAAUGACACUCCAUUGUAUUUUGAAGCACCGAACACAUGGACUACCGGAAUGAUAAACAGUCAAGUUCUUGAAGUGGAAAACGCUUGUCGUGAAGCUAUGAAGCUGUGGAAAUACCAGCCUGCUUUUUCUCAGAACGAUGUAUCAGUUGAUGAUACAGCACCGUCGAAGCAAAAGAAACCUUAAAUUUGUAAUUGCAGAAUAAGUUUAGAACAUUUCUUUGUCAUGUAACACCGAAAUUACAAAUGUAUUUAUGCCAUCAAUAUAUGCAAUGUGCUUAAAUGGCACCUUGAACUUGCCGCCAAUCUUGA
Molecule: messenger RNA, 1221 nt
Organism: Drosophila busckii
Lineage: Eukaryota; Metazoa; Arthropoda; Insecta; Diptera; Drosophilidae
Exons: 3
Coding region: 62-1096 (344 amino acids)
Biological process (GO): sulfur compound metabolic process; N-acetylglucosamine metabolic process
Molecular function (GO): N-acetylglucosamine 6-O-sulfotransferase activity
Source: RefSeq, a predicted model, not a curated record